AUGGUGGCUGUUGCUCUUGAAUUUUUUUUUUUUGUGGUUUCCCGCAUUUUGUUGAUUUGUUGCCUUUGCGUUUUUACCGUCAUUUUAUUUUAUUAUUUUUUGUUAUUUGUUUGUUUGCAUCACAAUAAACAGUCUGUUGUCUUGCUUAGCCAGAUGAGGCGAUGGACGGGAGAGUCGGAGAGCGACUCGGAUCCAGUGGGGGGCGAAAACCCCCUUCUGCCAUUGGGAGAAUUCUGCGGGAGCGGCAGCAUUUUUUUUGGAUCCACCGCACUUGGAAUGACGUCAACAUUGGCGACACGACUACUACCACCACCACCACCAGCACCACCACCACAAGCAGCAGCAGCAGCAGCAACGAUUUCCAGCAGCAGCAUCACAGCAGUACCGGCAGAAGGUGGCCGUAAUGGCUCCUCCGUGCCGCGAGACGGGGAGGGAGCCCCUGCGGCCGUUUCCUCUUCCCCAGAAAGUAAGCCGGAAAAGAUGUGUAUUACGAUGGAGUUUGGUGACGAAUAUAAUGGUGAAGUCAAGAUGGACAGGGGAACGGCGAUCCCGCAUGGUUAUGGGACGCUGCAGUCGUCAUCGGGCAAACACUGCUACGUUGGAGGGUUUGUCAACCGUAGCCGUGACGGGGACGGAAAGUUACUGACCGAGCGCUACGUGCUUUGGUCCAAAUGGAAGAUGAACCGUCCAGAUACGACAAACCAGGCCCGUAUUGACUACCCCGAUGGCAGCAAGUACUGUGGCUUCUUGACGUGGCGGCAGGAUAACGCGGCGUCACAAUAUCCUUCUCGAGGUCCAAAGACACGACACUCAAAAUUUUCGAAUUGGGUUCAAAUGAACACGCCGGUGCGGGAGCGAUGGGGAGAACUUGUUGGACCAAACGGCGACCGUUACUUUGGACAGUGGGAGAACAAUUUACCGUCGGGGUUCGGUUGUCUCGUGACAAGUGGUGGUGAUCGUUAUGUGGGUUUGUUUGAGGAGGGGAAAUUUCACGACACGGGGACACUUUUUUCUUUGCACUACGGGAGGCAAAAUACUUGUCACUCCCUCUUGGAUGGAGCGACGUUUGCGGGGUUGUGUGAGGCGCAUUCAAGACAGGCUACCGAAGUCGGAGAGGGAAAUGACAGGGAAAAUGAGGAAAAUGAUCACGCCGAAUCCACGUUGGCGAUGAAGGGGCUCGAGAAGGAAAGAUGGGGCGGUGUUAUUUUUGACGGUGUGUGGGAAAAAGGUCGCUUUGUGGGUGAGGGGUAUGCCACUUUGCCGUGCGGCACAAGAAUCUUUGCUGAGUGGAAGAGCUCGACGUAUCCCACUAACGGUCGUGUGUUUCUUGGUUCCUUUUACAACCGCCCCCAAGCGGGAAUGAAUGCACGUGGAUGGUUUCAAUGUUUUCAUUGGGAACCGCUGCUCUGUGGCACCUGUGAGGAACUAAAGGCGCAGGAAUACGCUGCGUGCGCGUUGUACCGUGAACGAUUACAUAGUGCAACAACACAGGAAGAGGUGCAGGCGGUACUUGCCGAUUUUUGUGGCAACCAGGGCGCUGUGCGAAAUGCAUUGAAAUUGUUUCGUCGUUGUUUUUACUUUCUUCAUGGAACCUGUGGGAAAAGUAGUGAAAUUGGCGCCGGGUUAUGCUUGAAUAAACUCGGAUGGUGUUAUCUGCGUAAAACAUACGGGGGCUGCAUUCACCGACGACAUGGGCGUCCUAUAAUAGUAGGCGACGUGGACUUGGCAAUGACGGACAUCAUUUCCUUUGUGCGCUCUGUGGAACGCUGGGUGGUGGCGAUGCUGGGCGAUGCCGCGGUGGCCGACAACAGCUCUGAGAUCUUCGUUGCACGCAGGGUCUUGGAUUAUGUCCUUCGUGACACCCACGAUGUUUUGUUGAACCUCUACCUGCAUGCUUUCAAGGAAGAAGAUGCGUCACUGUCCGUUGCGCUUGAGCGGCUACGGGAGCAGACCACGCUUGACGACAUGGGCGUUGUGUUUGCCCGCCAGCAGAGUGAAGAGCAGCUUUUUGAUCCAUACGCGGACGCGAUUCAUGUUAUCGAGCAGUUGGAACGGAACGUGCACACGUUCACCGGCAAGCUGCGCGUUCUGGCGCAGUGGUCAAGGGAAAUUGAUCUUGCUGCGCGGCUGGCACAAGUGAACCUUGACGAAAAAUCGCUUUCUUUACUUCCACGGCGUCAGAUGCACCUCGAGUCAGGCUCCGCGGAUGAUCUUCUUCCCAUUUACCAGUACGUUCUGAUUAAGGCGAGGCUGCGUCACUUGUAUGUUCACGCCAAACUAUUGGUUGAUCUAAGUAGUGAGGACAUGUUUAUGGAAUUUACUUCCCCGGAGAAUUUUUUUGUCACGACGCUGCACGCGUGUACGACUAUAUUGGCGAGCUUGCAUCCGCUCUUGCGUGACAAUUGCCAAAUUCUUGCGCCUUCUUCCUUUUUUGAAGAGCAACUUCGCUCCGCAAUUCGUUCCGUUAAGCGCAGGGCUACUCAAUUCCUGGACGUAUUUUCAGCACACACGAGUGGGAUUUGUGCCGUGUAUGAUGCAGAUGAGUUGCGUGAUAUUGCCGUGGGGUACAUUAGGGCGUGGCUUCCGGAGACUUUGGAUGCUCUCCCUACACGGAAUUGCACGCAAACAGAGAGAAAUAGCCUUAUUUUAAAAGUUUCGGAGCUGCUGAAGAGUGCGACGGCAAGAAAGUUCUCACAUCUGCAUGAUUGUCAGUGUCCACGCGGUGUAGCAAUUUUUUGCUGGCUUACUGCGGCUCACAUUGUGUCUGUACUCAAGUUGCGUCUCGGUAUCCUAGCGGCAAACCAAACAGAUGAGCCCGCUGGCGUGCUGUGGGUGGAGACGGAUGUGACUGUAUUUCUCGAGCGGUACUACCGCCUUGACGUCCAGAGAAAAAAGGGCAGCCGGAUGGGUACAGACGACGCUCUUGUCUUGCUUUUGCAAGAACCACUACGGCCAUCGCUUUUACACCUUGCAGCAUCAGUGUUGUUGGUGGCGUUGUGA
Trypanosoma cruzi is the source of this 3000-nucleotide messenger RNA. RefSeq lists its product as uncharacterized. The coding region runs from base 1 to 3000 and encodes 999 amino acids. The transcript has a single exon. Lineage: Eukaryota; Euglenozoa; Kinetoplastea; Trypanosomatida; Trypanosomatidae. The record is from RefSeq and is a predicted model, not a curated record.